GUCCAGUUGACAUAUUGAUAGGUGUUGACUACGCAUACUUGAUGACGGGGGAAACUAAAAAAUCUGAUGGCUUAGUCGCUCUAAACUCGCCUUUGGGAUAGGCUAUCUUUGGCAGCAACGGCAACACUGAAAUGGUUAACCGAGUAAUGCAUGUUAUGGUAGAUAAAUCAGUCAAUCUAGACGACUUCUGGACGGUCGAAUCAAUGGGAGUUGAUGUGGGUAACUGUGAUUGCAAGGCCAAACUUAGUGUAGUUGAGAAUAUGGAAGCGAAACUCAUCGAAGAAUCUAGUAGUAAAGUUAGUAACCAGUGGUUGAUUCCAUUACCAUGGGCUAAAGAUCCGAUGCACCUCCCAAACAAUAAAGUCCAAGCUACAAAGAUGCUGAAUGGUUUAGAGAGACGGCUAAAGAAGAACGAAGAACAUGGUGCUGCUUACCAAAGGCAGAUGGAAGAAAUGGUAGAAAAGGGAUUCGCCAGAAAGUUGGAGGAAACUGAAAUAAAGCAGUAUCAAGGACCGGUUCACUACCUGCCACAUCACGCUGUUGUGCGAGCCGAAAGUAAAAGCACUCCAGUGAGAAUAGUAUUUAACUCUGCGAAUAAAUGCAAUGGUGAAGCCAUCAAUGAUAGAUGGAUGGAAAGCCCACAAUUCUUGAAGCGUCCUAUGACUGAAUGGUCCCAGCAAAAAUUAAGAGUUCCAGAAGAUGACAGCGAAGUAAAACUGGUAAAAUUCAAUGGUCAUAUAGAGGUAAACAAUGUUCAACCAGAGGUGGAUAUAUCAGAUUGCCAAACAUGGGAAGAAAUGUUAGAGAUUUAUAGAAGAAGAAUAUAUGGUGCAGAUUCCCCAUCGUUAGAUGUACACAAAGUAAGAGACCUUGAAUUACUACUACUUCGAAGGGUUCAGAGAGUGUUUUGCCGAAGAGCUUCAUUUGUUACGCAACGGGAAGAAUGUUCAGCCAAAUAGCCGAAUUAGGAAUC
Anneissia japonica is the source of this 973-nucleotide messenger RNA. RefSeq lists its product as uncharacterized. The transcript has 2 exons. NCBI's taxonomy places the organism in Eukaryota, Metazoa, Echinodermata, Crinoidea, Comatulida, Comatulidae. The record is from RefSeq and is a predicted model, not a curated record. The coding region runs from base 132 to 959 and encodes 275 amino acids.